GUUUAGCGUACUGUUUAUUUUCGAAUAAUUUACUAACCUCAAAAGCUUGGUUAAUUCAAAGUUUCAAAAGAAAUUAUACUUAAGUACAAACAUAAAUUAAACAAACAGAAUGGCUUCUGGGCUGGAAUCGUAUGUAAAUCAUACGGUAUCAAUAAUAACAUCGGAUGGAAGAAAUUUUGUUGGAACUUUGAAAGGCUUUGAUCAAACUAUAAAUUUAAUAUUAGAUGAAUCACAUGAACGAGUAUAUUCAAGUACUGUGGGUAUUGAACAAGUAGUUCUAGGCUUACAUAUUAUUCGAGGGGAUAACGUAGCAAUUGUAGGACAAAUUGAUGAUGAAAUUGAUGCAAGAUUAAAUUUUAGUACGAUAAAAGCAGAACCAUUAAAUCCAGUUGUACACUAGUUUAUCAUUAUAAUAUUAUUUAAAUGUAUUUAUAAAAAGUCAU
Chrysoperla carnea is the source of this 443-nucleotide messenger RNA. RefSeq names its product U6 snRNA-associated Sm-like protein LSm8. Gene Ontology annotation, cellular component: U4/U6 x U5 tri-snRNP complex; precatalytic spliceosome; U6 snRNP. The coding region runs from base 110 to 400 and encodes 96 amino acids. Gene Ontology annotation, molecular function: RNA binding. NCBI's taxonomy places the organism in Eukaryota, Metazoa, Arthropoda, Insecta, Neuroptera, Chrysopidae. The record is from RefSeq and is a predicted model, not a curated record. The transcript is spliced from 4 exons. Gene Ontology annotation, biological process: mRNA splicing, via spliceosome.